CACCAAUCCCAGAGAUAAUACAUAAUACAUAUACGACGACUAUAUCGAUAUGGCUAUCAUCAAAAUGAAGAACGACACAUCGAACUCUAAGGAUGUGACCACUGCAGGCAAGGUGAUUACCUGCAAAGCCGCUGUGGCGUGGGGUCCUGGGCAGCCUUUGGUCGUGGAAGAAAUUCUGGUGGAUCCCCCACAGAAGAUGGAGGUCAGAAUUAAGAUCCAUUUCACUUCAGUCUGUCAUACUGAUCUGGGUGCUUGGCAAGGCAAGAAUGAAGCUCAAAGAGUAUAUCCACGAAUUCUUGGCCAUGAAGCAUCUGGGGUGGUGGAGAGUGUGGGAGAAGGAGUGGAGGAUAUGAAGGUCGGAGAUCAUGUUGUUCCGAUAUUUAACGGAGAAUGUGGAGAUUGUGUUUUCUGCAAAUCUAAAUCAAGCAACCUUUGUAAAAAGUUCAGAGUGGACCCGCUUAAGAGUGUAAUGACAAACGAUGGAAAGACACGGUUUUGGACAAAACAAGGAGAACCCAUUUACCAUUUCCUCAACACCUCCACUUUCAGCGAGUACACUGUGGUUGACUCCGCCUGCGUUGUCAAGAUCGACCCAAAUGCUCUCCUCAAAACCAUGACUUUGCUUAGCUGUGGCGUGUCAACUGGUCUCGGAGCCGCAUGGAAUACAGCCAAUGUACACGCCGGAUCCACUGUUGCUGUGUUUGGUCUGGGAGCCGUAGGACUUGCAGCUGUUGAAGGAGCUCGUUCAAGAGGAGCCUCCAGAAUAAUUGGGAUUGAUAUAAACUCCGAGAAGCUCGCCAGAGCUGAAACCAUGGGAGUCACCGAUAUCAUAAACCCGUUAGAAUUAAAAAAGCCAGUCCACCAGGAAAUUAGAGAGAUCUCGGAUGGAGGAGUAGACUUUAGCUUUGAGUGUGCCGGAAACUUGGACGUCCUCCGCGAGGCAUUUCUAUCGACUCACGAGGGUUGGGGUUUGACAGUACUACUGGGGAUUCACUCCAGUCCCAAAACACUCCCUCUCCAUCCCAUGGAACUAUUUACUGGUCGGAGAAUUAUUGGAUCUGUUUUUGGAGACUUCAAAGGGAAAACGCAGCUACCUCAGUUCGCCAAACAAUGCAUGCAUGGGGCAGUGAAAUUGGAUGAAUUUAUAACACAUGAACUACCUUUCAGUGAGAUCAACCAAGCUUUCCAGUUACUUAUGGAUGGGAAAUCACUAAGAUGCGUUUUGCAUCUAUAAACUAUCCAUCAUAUACUCUCUUCCAACAUUCUUUCAUGGAGAAAUACCCAUUCAGUUCAAAUAUAAUAUUUGUGGCUUUGCCAUAAUAUAUGUAUUUAAUUUAUUUACUUAUAUAUGUUAUAUACACCGCGACAAAAUGUCACGAAUGGAAUGUAAGUUAGGCUCAAAAAGUUUUGCUCGAGUAUAUAUGAUUAUAGGGUCAAAAUGUUCAGGAUGAGUGUUGAUAAAGAACAUCGAUGGAUAUUGUGGAC
Molecule: messenger RNA, 1485 nt
Organism: Lactuca virosa
Lineage: Eukaryota; Viridiplantae; Streptophyta; Magnoliopsida; Asterales; Asteraceae
Source: the annotation of a GenBank genome assembly